AAGAGAUGAUUCAUUCAGAUAGCAUUGCUGAUGAGGAAAGUGCAUUCCAAACGCCAGAGCACGACAACGAGACUGACUAUGGAUUAGAAUUUACCACUAGUCGUACUAGUCGUACCACUCGUAAAUGCUCAACGCUGCGCAAGAACUCUUCAGGAAACCGUGCUCAAAAGAUCACAAUAGAUAAUGUUAGCAGCGAUGAAGAAAACUUAUCACCGAUAGCAACCCCUCCUAGUAGGCAACGCCAACAAUCAUCAGUAUCCAACAAACAUAACCCAAAGCAGCCGCCAGCAACCGCAAAAUCAUCGAGACGCAAAAAAAAUGCUCCAGAGCAUCGUUUGAAAAAACUGCACCGUGAAAUUGAAUGUUUACAGAAGCACCAGGGCUUUUUGAUACCCCGAUUAGCAUUUUCACGCCUGUUACGUGAAAUUUUGAUACAACAUUCAAAAAUUCCAUUCAAAAUAACCACUGGCGCCCUAGAGGCUGUGCAGACCGCAACCGAGAUGUAUUUAACGCAACGCUUCCAAGAUGCUUACUUGCUAACGCAAUAUCGCAGUCGGGUCACUUUAGAGGUUCGCGACAUGGCAUUAGUCGCAUACUUCUGCAAAACCUACGGCAAUCUGUAAAAACAACUUUAAGAACUGA
Molecule: messenger RNA, 642 nt
Organism: Drosophila navojoa
Lineage: Eukaryota; Metazoa; Arthropoda; Insecta; Diptera; Drosophilidae
Gene: cid
Product: centromere identifier
Cellular component (GO): nucleosome
Molecular function (GO): protein heterodimerization activity; structural constituent of chromatin; DNA binding
Source: RefSeq, a predicted model, not a curated record